Molecule: messenger RNA, 2489 nt
Organism: Alligator mississippiensis (American alligator)
Lineage: Eukaryota; Metazoa; Chordata; Crocodylia; Alligatoridae
Product: olfactory receptor 5A2-like
Exons: 1
Coding region: 18-956 (312 amino acids)
Biological process (GO): G protein-coupled receptor signaling pathway
Cellular component (GO): membrane
Molecular function (GO): G protein-coupled receptor activity; olfactory receptor activity
Source: RefSeq, a predicted model, not a curated record
CAAUUGAAUUAAUUUUAAUGAAGAACAAAACCUCUGUCAACUACUUUGUUCUCUUGGGGAUUUCCAAUAAUCCAUACGCCCAGGUUUUCCUCUUCCUGGUCUUCUUAGUUAUCUACCUGCAAACCCUACUAGGGAAUGUGAUGAUCAUGCUGGCAAUAAGGAAUGAGCCUCAUCUUCAAACCCCCAUGUACUUUUUCCUGUUCCACUUGUCCUUCCUGGACCUCUGCUAUUCCUCAGUCACCGUACCAAACAUGCUGCAAAACAUCCUAACAGGAAAGAAAACGAUUUCCCUCCCUGGCUGCAUUACACAGAUGAGCUUCAUUCUUCUGAUGGGCUGCACAGAAGCUUUCAUGCUCUCAGCAAUGGCUUAUGACCGAUACGUUGCCGUAUGUACCCCGCUGCAUUAUGUGAGGAUCAUGGAAAAGCGAUUGUGUGGACAAUUGGUGGGUGGCACAUGGUUAAUUAGUGCAUUAUUUUCCUUUGUAAACACUGUUCCUGUGUUAUUUCUACACUUUUGUGGGACCAACAAAAUCAAUGGUUUAAGCUGUGAGCUCCCAUCCCUUUUAGCACUGUCCUGCAUGGAGACCAUGGUCAGCCAAAUGGUGUUUCUCAUAUCAUUUCUACUUCUAGCUUUUCUCUCAUUCUCCAUCACCUUGGUCUCGUAUAUCUACAUUAUCUGCACUAUCUUGAAGAUACAAUCCACAGCUGGUAGACUUAAAGCUUUCUCCACCUGCAGCUCCCACAUAACCGUGGUGGUUUUGUAUUAUGUAACUGGGUUGUUCCGUUAUUUUAGACCCGGCUCAGUUUCUUUGGUGGCUCUAGACAGACUGUUCUCCAUCCAGUAUAGUGUCUUAACCCCCAUGUUAAAUCCCAUCAUCUACAGCCUGAAAAACAGAGAAGUGAAAAGAGCUCUGAGGAAAAUACUGGGGAAAAUGAAAGGCAAACACGUGCCGUAAGAUUGACUUGUCAAGACAAGGUUUUAGAUUAACCAGGCAUAGACAUUUAAGAGUGGCAUCUUGAUUUCAGUUAAUAAAUGGUCAGGUACUUUAACUCUAAUACAUUAUGGGGGCUGUGGCUCCCAAUGCAACCUUUUUAGAGGGAAUAGAUGCAAAGAGAUGCGUGGGCAGACAGUAAAUGAACUCCAAGUAUCACUCAAUUCAUCUGUCAACAGCAGUUGUAUCAAAUAGUUACCAGUCAAAUUGGAAAAAGCAUUAUAGCACUAUACAGGUUCAACAGAAGAGAGGGAGAGCAUGCCUACUGUUUCUUCAGGGCUUCCCAGGGUGCAGCUCUUGAGCACUGCCUGAAAACCUACCCCUGCCCUGCACGCACCAGUUCUGGAGAUGGGAUGUGGAACCUUUCCAGGGCUAUUCCUACAACUCUCAGAGAGGGUUCAUUGUCUUUUUCAGGUUUGACGUAUCUAGACUGGAAGAAGGUAGGAAGGCAUGCUUGAUUGCAGCUAUCCCUGUCAUGAAGGGUGCAAAACAAACAUCCUUUUUGUGCCACCAUAAAAUGCCUAUGCCAGCACAAGCUGCAAAUGAACAGAUGUCCUUGCCCCUUGCUCUGCUUUCAAAAAUUUGUUUGUGUAACCAAACUAGUCACAAUUUGCAAUACCUUAUGAUGAGGAAGAGUGUCUGAUUGCUUAUUGUGUGCUGUAGGAAUCCCCCUGCAGAAGGUUCAUGGGGUGCACAUUUCACUUUGCUGUACCCUGACCUAGGACACAUGUCUGCAAGUCAGGGAACCAACAUGGGCAUUGCCUCACAGCUGAUGCAGUACACAUCUAUGUGUUGCCCUAUGGGGUCAGGCCAACUCUCAGGAUCUCAAUAUUGCACUGUUAGACAGGAAGGUGUGACACAAUUGCACAUAUACAGACACACAAAUCAAUUAGGUGCAUACACACACAUGCUACCAGAUCAGGCACAUACAUACCUAUCACCAAUUCAAGCACAUACACUAUACACCCCAAAAGUUAGACCCAGAUCACUAAUUUGUAUAUCAUGCACACAAUGACACACACACACACACACACACACUGGAGCAACACUGCUGUAUGAUGACGUGUGGACGCACCCUAAGGGAACAGAGCACUGAAGACCUCAUUCCUCAAUCUCUUCUACUGCUUUGCCAAUCCCAGGAUUUAUUGUUCUGCAAUUAAAGAGAAUGAAAGCAACAGAAAAAUAACAAGAUGGAAAUAGUGACACAUAUACCUAAGCAUGGAGAAUUACAGGGCAUAAAAUUUAAGCGCAAAGAACCUGGGUCACCUAUAUAAGAGGCACUGUUAUGUGUAAAAUGCAGGUAGAUCUUAAAGGUACUCACAACACCACCUAAGCUACAAAACUGAGCCAGCACACCUGUGUAACUCAUUUCCUAAAUGUGACUACAGAUCUCACUGAUUUUUUAGAUGCCUGAAUAUUUUAACUUGGCUCCCAGAUGGUACGUAUCCUGGCCCAGAAGCAGGAUACAAUAAAUAAAAGGCGAUGAAACUAAACAAU